CAGCCGGUGAAAAUAAGAAAGUGUAGUUUAAUACAAUUUGUUUGCUGUUGUCUGUAUCAUACCGACAAAAAUGGAACAUAAUAUAUGUGAUACGAUUAUACCCACGUUAGUGGCUGCUGUUGAGACUGUAAUGAAUCCCGAUGUUGCACACAGUAAACGUCUUGAAGCUCAUAAGAUUUGUGAAAAUUUCAAAGAAUCCUCCCCAUUUUGUCUACAGUGUGGACUGGAAUUGUCACAACAGCAGUAUCCCCCAAUUUUGCGCCAUUUUGGACUCCAGCUGAUUGAAUAUUGUGUAAAAUUCAGAUGGAAUAACUUAACCCAUGUAGAAAAAGAUCUUGUGAAGAUUAACUCUUUACAGAAUAUUAAUAAAGGUACCUGUGGAAUAUUGUAUGAAGAACUACACAUCAAGGAUGGCAUUGCCCGGAUUGUAGUUGAAGUCAUAAAGAGAGAAUGGCCACAGUGUUGGCCAACUUUGUUGAAAGAUCUGCACACACUUUCACUAAGUGGGGAAACCCAGACAGAGCUGGUUUUAAAAGUAUUUCAUCGAUUGGUGGAAGAUAUUGUUGUGUUUUGUCGUCUUCCAAAUCAUCGACGGCGGGAAGUAUUGCAGGCUCUCACUGCACACAUGUCAGAUCUGUUUCAGUUCUUCUAUGAAGUUUUAGAUUUGUACACAAACAAAUUCCACACACUAUCAUCAAGUGAGCUAAAGCAGGACAAAGAGGCUGCAAUGGCCGCGUGUCGCGUGAGUGAAGCUGUUCUCACGACACUGACCGGCUUCGUGGACUGGGUCAAUAUGAGUUUCAUCAUGGAAAGUGGUGGCUGUUUUCUUAAAAUCAUAUGCAUGCUCCUCAGUGAUGAUGCCUUGCAGCUGCUUGCUUCCGAAUGUCUCUUGCUCAUAGUCAGCAGAAAGGGAAAACUGGACGAAAGGAAACCUUUGCUGUUGCUAUUUAGUGAAGAGGCUAUGACGCCAAUAUUGACUGCUGCUGGAUCAGCAGACCAGUCACCACAGUCAGAGAAGUAUAUUUUUCUGAAGCGACUAUGUCAGCUGUUAACAGAACUUGGAAAACAGCUUUGUGCAUUGUGGGGUUCCACUGAGCAUGUGGGUCAGCCAAUGAAUUUCGACACCUAUCUCGAAGCUCUGAUGGCAUUCUCAAAGCAUCCUAGCCAGAUGCUAGGCAGCUACACCCAGUCCCUCUGGGUGUCUUUUCUUCGGCACGAACAGAUAUCACAAAAUGCGUUAAUGAAGGAGUAUCUGCCACGUAUCAUCCGAUGUUCAAUGAAAACUCUGCUCAAGAUUGGGUUUCCAAGUCAGUCAAAUUCCCAGAGCUGUGAUUACGCACGACUGGACUUUGAUAGUGAUGAAGAAUUCAGCAUGUUCUUCUCCAGGUACAGAGCUGACACUUGCGCCAUUCUACGACAAGCAACACUGCUGGAUCCGAAAGUUUCAUUUUCUCUGGCCAUGGAGUGGUUGCAGUCCCAGCUUCAAAAACCUAUAGACACUGGAGGUGCUUUUGAGUUCAGGCACUGUAAUCUGAAUUCUCCAUCAUUCCUCGAGUGGGAUGCACUAACGGUAUUUCUCGAGUGUGUCAUGACUCGAUUACCACUGUCGGAUAAAAACCAGCCUGACCUCAGCCAGGGAAUGGUGCUCCUACACAACGUUCUCAAGUAUGAGACGCAGGAUCCUCUGAUUCUGUCCUGUCUGAUGUCUUGCGUGUCUGCAUUCUUCCCAUUUGUAACUGAAAGAAGUGAUAUUGUGCUUGUGCUUGAAAAGAUAUUUGGAGCUGUGGGGUUCAGCCUGGUAGGUCAGACGAAAGGGACACGAAGUCGAGGUGUGAAGAAUGUCCGUCAGCAUGCUUGCUCGAUCCUUGUCAAGAUCUGCCGACAAAACACAGAUCUAUUGUUUCCGGUGUUUGACCUGUUGUACAGCAAUGUGAAGAAGAUGAGUGAGGACCCAGAGCAGUUGUCACAGAUGGAGAAAUGCAUUUUGAUGGAGGCUCUCAUACUUGUUAGUAACAAGUUCAACAAUUUUGAGAAACAAUCCUCAUUUAUUGAAGAGGUGCUGCAGCCUGUCAAAGAACUGUGGAUGUCGCCUAAUUUCACAAAAGCAUUCAUUGACUCAGCCAAGUUUAUGUCGUACGUUGGACUGGAUCAAGCCCCAGUAGAGCCAAGUUCAGCUGAUACAUGUGGCAUUAACAGAUCUCACAUAUCCUACUGUAUUAGCAUGAUUUUAGCUGUCAUGAAGCGUUCUAAGUGGCCAGAUAACGAAACCGUUGCAGCUGCAGGUGGAUUUGUGAGUGGAACUCUGUCUGAUGGUAGCUUUAUUUUGAAGAAUCCAGCAACAUCGCACAUCCGUGAACUGCUGAACAACCUGUUGGCUCUUCUCAAAGCGUCAUGUCAACUGUGGCUCCCGCAGUUUUUGAGCCUACGCCAUCCUGAUUAUGCCUUGGCAUAUGACUUGCAAGAAAAUGAUAAAUUUGCCAUCCUUGGAAUCCCACCACCUUGCACUGACAACACCAGUUCAACCAAAUCCAAACAUCCACUGGAACGAAUGCAGAAUUUCCUCACCACAGUCUUUGAAAAUGGUUUUCACAUUUUAGGAAAUGCUGGUCUGUGCUUGGGCUACGAAUUCUACACAGCGCCAAAUCUGGCACAAUAUCUUCUGGAGUCCAUCUUCAAUUGUGUCCAAAACAUGCCUGACUACAGAUUUAAACCUAUCAUUCGGGUGUUCAUGAAACCAUUUGUGCAGAAUUGUCCAAAGGAGUGUCUCACUACUGCGGUCAUCCCCGUGUUGUCCAAACUGUGUCCGUACAUGCUGGAUAGGCUGGGUUCACGAUGGCAGGAGAUAAACCAGAUGUAUGAUACAGCACAAAAUGGGAAUGAGAAAGAACAAGAGGAAACUGAAGUGAUUGAAGACCAGCUCACAAGACAGCUAACGAGAGAAUAUAUAGAGCUUCUGGGUAUCAUGUGUUUCACUCGGCGAGGUCACGUGGAGUCGGUUGUGUCAGAUGAGAUGGAUAUGGAGGAUGACAGCGCGGUGGCAGCAAGCAACUCCAACCGCCACAGCGACAACCUCAGUGAGCUCGGACAGCUGUGUAUGAGAACUGACGGUCCAUUUCCUGCCGUAUUCUUAUGUGUGUUUGUCAGUCUGUCGUGGAAUGACACCGCCACUUGUAACAAAUGUUCAACUCUUUGUUUGCCAAUGCUUAAACAGGUUGUGGCCAACAAUAUGAUGACAGCGGAGGCAGCUGCAAAUGUGUUCUCGUGUGUUCUGGCGGGAUUGCAAGUCCACGGCCAGCAUGAAUCAUGUCAGGCUCAGCUGCUCUUUCUUGGACUACAAGUCUAUGAAGUACUGAGACCCUUGUUUCCAGAAAUUAGUACGGUGCUUCUACAAAUUCCACAUGUAACUGAACAUGUUGUUAAGUCUUUUGAUGAGAAAAUUCUGCCAUGUAAUCCACAGAAACAGAUAUCAGAGAAGAAGAAGAAAGAGGCUUUUAAGUGCCUGGUUUAUGAAAUAAUCGGGAAAAAUGUGGGACAGAAAUUCCAGAGGGAGAUUCACUACAAAACACUGCCACCAAUGUUCAGGAAGAAGCAGAAACAGCCAAGCUUGGACGAUGUCGAGAAGAAGGACAUGGGUCUGUGUGAACUCUUCAAGUCUGAACCGUCAGAAGUGUGUUGAACAGAAUCACAGAUACUGCUAGGGAAGAGAAUUCUGAAGCAUUUGUCUCAUGAACUGUAUACACAGUGUUGUUAAUCAGUGACUGCAAUGUGGAGACAACACAAUUAGAAGAGUUGGGCAAACGAUGUGAAUGACUUCUAGAAAACAAACUACAUGUUUUUGUAUUGGGUUUUUUUUAAAGAUAUUUUAUGUUGAAUGAUUAAUUAUGUAUGUAUUGCAACAUACUAAUAACAUUAUUUUAUAAAUAUUAUACGAAAAGUACAACUUUUUCUUUUAAAUUUUAAAUGUUUUAAAAUUCAUAGUAACAAAGAUUUGUGCCAAAUAUUUUAUUGCAUUUAGUGGAAUCUUUCUUGUAUAUUUUUGGCAUUUUUAUUUUAAUUUCUGAAGUCUGGUAUUUCACAAAUUAAUAGACUUAAAUACCAAAUGCUUUAAAAUUACUCUCUUUUUUUUCUAAUAUUAAAUAAGUAGCUAAUAGAUUUAAACAUUCCAAUAUGAAAUAACAAUGACUAGCCAAUUUAAUUUCUUUUUUAAUUAAAUUAUGAACAGCUCAUAGAUUUAAAUUUUAAAAUACCAAAGCUUUUUAUAUUGUUUUUCCAUUAUGAAUUAACACGCAGGUAAUGUUUUAGGAUUAAGAAUGCAGAUGGGUUAACAAUUUAGUAUGAUAAAAAUAUUUUUCUGUUGAUCAUUAUUUAAAACCAACUACUAAUAUUGUGCCUUUGUUUUUAUACAUGAGGGGAAGUGGCUGUUUGUGAAUGUGGUGGUGUUUUUGUUUGUCCGAACCACAUAGUUCACAACUACAAUAAAUUAUUUUCCUGCCUUUAAUUACAAUUAGAUUUUAUCUCAUUUUGUCUAGACAUAAAUUGUGGAAAAAAAAUCCCCCCAAAUUACUGUAACAUUGACACAGAUUCCGCAUACCAGAUUGUGACCAUGUCACCAAUACUGACUUCACCGAGAUCUUCUAGGACAGAAAGCAAGAAGGGUGGAAUGAUGUGAUGUAACUUAACGUCAUAGCAUGCACUAAGGUAUGUAAACAUUACGUCAGAGUUAUAUAUAUCAAAAUCAGCUUCCACAAUCUUCUACCCACCCCACUUGAAGAAUAUUCCAUUAAAAAAAGGCACAAUGGGAGCUGGCAGAUGUUUAUGCAUGCUUUUUGUUCUAAGAGAUCUCUGUAAAGUUGAAUCUGGAAUGUGGGGUCUGUGUCAUUGUAAUUAUUUUUUAAUGAUUUAGGUCUGGACAAAAUGUGGAUAAAAUGUAAUGGUCAUUAAAGAGUAAUUUAUUGUGGCUUGUGAACUAUGUGGUUCAUACUUUAAAAGGAAGAACACUCCCCAAACACACAGACACUUUUUAGUGGAUAAAAAUUAAAAACAUGUUGGUGUAAAUUAUUACAUGUAUAUUGUUUGAUGGAAUUAACAUAAUUAAUUGCUUAUUAUAGGGUUUUUUCUAUUUUAGAUUUAUUGUCACUUCACUGCACUGAGAUAAUGAAUUUACCAUAUUUAUCAUCAGUUGCAAAAACUGGAAAAGUAAUUAUUCAUUAUUGCUUGAUUUUUCAACCAAAUAUAUGUACUAAAUAUUUUAUUUCAAUAAAGAUGUUGUAUAUG
This is a messenger RNA of Gigantopelta aegis, 5274 nucleotides long. RefSeq names its product exportin-5-like. Lineage: Eukaryota; Metazoa; Mollusca; Gastropoda; Neomphalida; Peltospiridae. Gene Ontology annotation, molecular function: RNA binding; small GTPase binding; nuclear export signal receptor activity. Gene Ontology annotation, biological process: protein export from nucleus; RNA export from nucleus. The record is from RefSeq and is a predicted model, not a curated record. Gene Ontology annotation, cellular component: RNA nuclear export complex; cytoplasm; nucleus.